UUAAAGCCACUGGUGGAACAGGGAGCGCGUUUGCGGCAGGAGCAGCGGCAGCCAGGGGAUCCUUAUCUGCAGUCACCCAUCCCUAUCAGUCGGACACACACAUACACACAGUGUCAGCCCGGAACCAUUCAUUCAUUGCAACCUCACUCUUCUCCUCUGGUACAUUUUUGAUUUAAUGAAGACAGCAGCUCGAAAGCGCAAUUUAAAGAAGAGCUGUGCAACAAUUUAUUGAAGGUUUGUGCACAACAGUUCCUGGAUCACCACACCCCUUGAUCAUUCCAUUCCCCUUUGGACUUUUUUUUAGUGUGAGGUGGGCUGCAAGGAAAUUUAAUCCUUUUUGGAAACGUCGCCCGGCUGCUUAUAUUUGUUUAUAGAUGAACAGUGCAAAAGAUCCGUUGACUUUGGAACACCUUAGAAACAGCAGCAGCGGCAAUAAAUUGGUGCGGGAUCAGACUGCAUUAACCAUGGCUUCGGGUUUGCAACCAGUACGAACGAGCGAGCCGAAGCACCGGCUCGAGGUUCACACUUUAUCGGACACCUCCAGCCCUGACACAGGAGAAAAAGAAAAAAAUCAGCAAAGUAAAAAUGAUGACACGAAUACAGACGAUCCGUCAAAGAAAAAGAGACAAAGGCGCCAGAGGACACAUUUUACCAGCCAGCAGCUACAAGAACUGGAGGCAACUUUCCAGAGAAAUCGCUACCCAGACAUGUCGACCAGGGAAGAGAUUGCAGUGUGGACCAAUUUGACUGAAGCUAGAGUACGGGUCUGGUUUAAAAACCGCAGGGCCAAGUGGAGGAAGAGGGAGCGCAACCAACAAGCGGAACUUUGCAAGAGCGGCUUUGGUCCUCAGUUCAAUGGCCUGAUGCAACCCUACGAUGACAUGUACUCGGGCUACUCCUACAACAACUGGGCCGCCAAAGGCUUGACAUCGGCUUCGCUCUCCACCAAGAGCUUUCCUUUCUUCAACUCAAUGAACGUGAACCCUCUCUCCUCUCAGGCCAUGUUCUCCUCUCCCAAUUCCAUCUCCUCCAUGAGCAUGUCAUCUAGCAUGGUCCCUUCUGCAGUGACCGGGGUCCCAGGCUCUGGCCUCAACAGUCUCAAUAACUUGAACAACCUAAGCAGCCCGUCCCUGAACUCCGCCGUCCCAUCAGCAACCUGCCCCUAUGCUCCGCCAACCCCGCCCUACGUCUAUAGAGACACUUGCAAUUCCAGCUUGGCCAGCCUUAGACUCAAAGCCAAGCAGCAUUCAAGUUUCGGAUACGCCAGUGUUCAGAACCCAGCGUCUAACUUGAGCGCCUGCCAGUAUGCUGUAGACAGGCCUGUGUGAGGAAUCAGAUGCAACUUCUCAGACUGAUGAACUCCAAGAAAUAAUUUAAAAUAGAAUGGGCACUACCGACGAAACCACUGAACCUGUGUAGCUUACCCCACAGAGCCGCCUUUCCCAUUUAAGGGAAUAGCGCAAGCAUUAUUUCCUCCCUUGACACCCUGUUUGCAAAUAUUUUUCAUCAGAUAAAGGGACGCUUGACCGUUAAAAGAAAUAUUCUCGACUAUUUGACUGGAUAUCACCUUUAUUAAUACACUAUAUAAGCUUGUUAUUUUUAAGUUCAGCAUUGUGAUAAUAAACAAGGAAACGUUUGGCGGAACGGAUGUGUAUAUAUCGAAAUGUCAAAUUAAUUUUAUAAAAGCAAUUGUUAGUAAUAUCACGCCAGUGUUUUUGAAGUUACAUAAAAAAAGCAUGUCACGCGGAAGCUUGAAGGAUUUUUCCGCUUAAAAGCGAGGGAAUGUAUAUACUAACUGCAACCCUUGUAUGUUUCUAACACUGUCUAUUAUUAAUUAAUAUUAUUAUUAAAAGUCUGUGUGGAUAUCAGUUUUGAGACUAGUAACUCUGGUUGUAAGAUUCAGUGAUGUUCCGAAAAAAAAUUAAUGUACAACUUGUCCUGUGUAUACAAUGGGAAACGGCAUUAAGUGUUUCUUUUGCAGCUAAAAAGAAAUGAAGCAUUGUG
Messenger RNA from Rhincodon typus (whale shark), 2004 nucleotides. RefSeq names its product paired-like homeodomain 2 (gene pitx2). Gene Ontology annotation, biological process: regulation of transcription by RNA polymerase II; anatomical structure morphogenesis. NCBI's taxonomy places the organism in Eukaryota, Metazoa, Chordata, Chondrichthyes, Orectolobiformes, Rhincodontidae. The record is from RefSeq and is a predicted model, not a curated record. The transcript has 3 exons. The coding region runs from base 375 to 1328 and encodes 317 amino acids. Gene Ontology annotation, molecular function: DNA-binding transcription factor activity, RNA polymerase II-specific; RNA polymerase II cis-regulatory region sequence-specific DNA binding. Gene Ontology annotation, cellular component: nucleus.